Misgurnus anguillicaudatus (oriental weatherfish) is the source of this 2533-nucleotide messenger RNA. It is a transcript of the gene pcnp, whose product is annotated as PEST proteolytic signal containing nuclear protein. The record is from RefSeq and is a predicted model, not a curated record. Gene Ontology annotation, cellular component: nucleus. Gene Ontology annotation, biological process: proteasome-mediated ubiquitin-dependent protein catabolic process; protein ubiquitination. NCBI's taxonomy places the organism in Eukaryota, Metazoa, Chordata, Actinopteri, Cypriniformes, Cobitidae.
CCGUACAUGUUUAACACAGACGUGAUGGCUAACGUGAAGUGUCGCAGCGAAGACCCUUCUAAAGAAGGAGGUGAAAUUGUUCAAACAGUUUCUAUUUUACAGCUUUUGGUUUUCGAUAAUAGUUGUUAAAAUGCAUUUGUUAGUUGCGAGUACGCGGAUGAAUUAUGGUAGACGGUUGCAGAGCUGUAGUUUUUGUUUAGAGUUUCAGGCUAACUUAGCGAGCUAACGUUAGCCACAUUAGCUGAGUGAUCGAUUUCAAACCUUGCUUGCAUGCGUAAUAUGUAACACUAACAUUUAAUUCAAAUUAAUAGGUUAAACUAUUAGGUUGUUACGUGUUUUCGUGGUACAUUUAACCCAUCUUAACACUGUUAACCCAAAUACGUCCAAAUUCAUACGCUAACAAUAAGUGCCUUUGUACUAGUUACCAUGUUUUUUAGGAGAUUUACUAAGCUCUUCUUUCUUUGAAGUACCUUGGGCAUUUACUCUCUAUACUAUGGUACUCGAUUAUGGUAGUAACCAUAGUUAUUAACCAAGUAUUGCAUUAUUCUAUAAUUUUACCCUGGUACCACCAAUAAUACUCUUUUUUUUAUUUAGGAUCUAAUGCAUCCAGCUGUAUUUGUGCACAGUAACAUAAUAUCCCUUUGGAAAAUUAGCAAUGGUUUUAUUGUAAAAAAGUGUAACAUUAGUAACCAUGAUUUUGGCAUGUUUUACUGUUAAAAAACAUAGAUAAACUAUGGUUACUGUAGCAAGACCAUGGUUAAUUUGUCAUAGCCACUGUUUAAGCUUAACUGUAGUAACCAUUUUUUUUUUUUGUAGUAAAAUGAUGUUAAUUUUCUUAAGGGAUUCUUACGCUUCUAUAAUUUGUUUUAAUAACUUUUUGUUGUACACAAAAGUCAGCGUUGCGUUAUUGACCUACAUUAUAACAACCCAUAAUCUCAUGCAAAAAAGAAACAUUGCCUUGUUUUUUAAACUUACCAUGGUAUGUUUGUAGUACUGCAUAACUACAUACACUAAUAAAUCUACAAAAGUGCUAUUGUAGGCUACGACCGUGUUUUGGACAUGUGCUGUGUAAGUGGCAUGGUACACGAGUAAGGCAAUAAUUCAACUUACAAAUGUAUUACCAUUCUCUUACUUUUGUGUCUUUGUCGAGUCAGUUGUAGAAAUGAUCUGUGUUUAUAUGGAUCCACGAAAAACAUUAAAAACACUAUUAUGCUUGCCAGAUAGCGAUGUUACUGUGGCAAGAAAUGCUUCACACCUGCUCACAUUCGCAUUCUUCUACAAAGCGAUGAAUAUAAUAUUUUUGGAGUGGGGGGUUGCGAACAAUUAUUUAGGUUUAAGUGACCCUGGACAAUAAAACGGCAAAAUGUUGUACACUUUGUUUGGAGAACCCUUGUCAAACUCAGUAUCUUAAGUAGCAUAACCAUAACACAGUCAUUUUCAAAAACUUGCACUUUGCGUUUUCAAGACCCUAAAAACGAACAGCCAAAACAAAUAAAAAAGUUCCCUGUUUUUUGGGUAAAAACAUAAAUGACCCUUUAUAUAGACAAUCAUUCAAGUCAAAUUCAACUCAAUUAAGGGAGAGCAAUUAAACUGGGAAUUGAAGUAGAGGCGCUUACACACUGUCAUUUGUAAUCCAGCUUACAAUUCAGAUUGUAGACUCAACUUCGGCUCUCUGAGCAGGUCCUCCUGGAAUCCCUCGUCUUUCAGGUAACUGUAGCUCACCUUUGGUCUCCAAAGCAACAGUCGCUCACCUUGCAAGGCACGAUGGGAUAUGCCGAAAAAGCGCUCCGCUGCAGAUGUCGAACCAGAAGAUGAGGCUAAAAGCAAGCCAGCCUCCUCUAAAAUGUUAAAAGCUGGGUUUAGUAUGAUGGCCCAAGCUCCCAAGAAGCCUGCCACUAUCUCCAUCAAGCUGGGAGCAAGUAAACCUAAAGAACCCACUCCUGCCUUACCUGCCAAGAAACCAGGACUCGCGUCUGUUUUCAAUGAAGAUGAUGAUAGCGAGCCUGAGGAAAUGCCACCUGAGGCAAAGAUGAGGAUGAAAAAUAUUGGAAGGGAGACGCCAACAUCAGCUGGACCCAAUUCCUUCAACAAAGGAAAACAGGGAUUCUCCGACCAUCAAAAACUUUGGGAGAGGAAACUUAAAUCCCACACAGAUCAGUAGAAGUGCUGGUUACAGUAGCUUUCCGUUUGGCAGAGAUUUGUGUCUUUUUGUCUCUUUGUUUGAUGAACUCUGUACAAAUGUAUAUAUGUAAUGAAUGUUUAUGCUAUACAGCAGCUUUUUAUUCUAGCCACUGUUUUAAAGACUGUGGUUAAAAAAAUAAUGCCUUUCUGUGUAAGGUAAAAUCUAGAAAAAAAGAAAAAUUAGCAUCAUCUAUAUUACUGUUCAAUGCAGAUUCAACCAAAUGUACCACACUGACACCCUUCAAUCAUUUAGCUAUAGUUUAGUUUGUCUUUAAAGAAGAAAUGUGGUGCAGUUGUGACAAAAAUACAAUGUAGGUUAUUAAGUCAAUAAUAAAUGAAAGCUGUGGUAUCA